Molecule: messenger RNA, 1679 nt
Organism: Daldinia caldariorum
Lineage: Eukaryota; Fungi; Ascomycota; Sordariomycetes; Xylariales; Hypoxylaceae
Product: glycoside hydrolase family 128 protein
Exons: 5
Coding region: 178-1560 (460 amino acids)
Biological process (GO): fungal-type cell wall polysaccharide metabolic process
Cellular component (GO): fungal-type cell wall
Source: RefSeq, a predicted model, not a curated record
UAGGGGCUCAUCGCAAGAUGGUAUGGUGGUCCUUGAAAGUAGGUGUAUAUAAGGACGUCCCCAAGCCGGCUGUCUUGCCUAUCAUAAUGAGUAAUAUCAAGUUCAAAACUAAUUGCCUCUUCUAACAUUUGGAAACUCGGGUUUUACAGCAAUUUUCACAUUUAGCCACCCUCAAAAAUGGUUAUCAAGAAGCGUCAGAUUCUUUGGGACUGGACUAACACGCCUGGUCCCACCAAUCCAGGUAUCCCCGAUAAAAUCAACCAGGUUCCCUUCGGUGACAACAGCCCGGUCGCCUCUCUCGUGAACUGGAACUCCUGGGUGCCACCUGAACUCAAGGAUCGAGCACCGUUCCGCCCCAUGGUCCGUGUCCUUGAGAAUACUCGGAGCCAAGACUGGGACAUGAUCCAGAACUCAAAGUAUCCCAUCAUCCUUUACUUCAACGAGCCCGAACGUGCCGGUAUAAGUCCGGAGCAGGCAAGGGACAUCUGGUACGGUCAGAUGCUACCCCUGAGGAAGAAUAAGGGAAAGAAACUUGGGUCUCCAGCUGUUGCUUCAGAUGAUAACGGUCGGAAGUGGAUCGAAAAGUUCAUGUCGCUUGUGUCAAAUGACCCUCCUGACUUUCUCUGCUUGCACUACUACUCAAAGAAUCCCAAUGAUGCCAUCAAGUAUAUCCAGGACAUGCAUCAAAAGUGGCCCCAACAUAAAGUAAUGGUUACCGAAAUCGCAUGUAUCGACCGCAACUAUCCGACCGUCAUUAACUUCACUGUCCAAAUCUGCAAUUGGCUGGACAGCCAGGACUGGGUUUUUGAAUACGGUCUUUUUGACUUCCAGCGCCAAGUUGCCGACGGCUUCGUUAGUCCCGCUGCUCAGCUUAUGGAUGUGAACGGCAACUUUACGGAGCUGGGCAAGAUGUAUGUUCACCAGCAGCCCAUGAAGGCACCUGGUGCUGCGAACGUCUUCAUCUCACUUAAUGCCGUUGCGGACGGUGAUUUCGAGGUUGAGGCCAGUGAUGACGCGAAAGCCGGAGAGCCGGUAUCUCACGAUGCCAGCGAUGCGACUGUCGAAACCCUAGGAGCCUCCGAAGCCGCUGAAAAUGGAGGGCUGGUCGAGUUUAGCAUCGCCGCAGCUCUCAGCCCAGACCAGCAGAAGGCUCUCAACAUCCACAAUGACAAGCGGAAGGGCAAGGGUCUCAAGCCCCUUGCAUGGGAUAGCCAGCUUGCGAAAGACGCCGAAAUUUACGCGAAGCAUCUGGCUCAAAUCGGCAAAUUGCAGCACUCGAGCGGUGAUCAACGACCGAACCAGGGUGAGAACCUCGCAGGCGCUUCCAGCUCAAACACACCUCUUGCCAUGUCUGCGAGCCUAUGGAUUGCCGAAGAGAAGAACUACCACGGUGAGCCGAUCGGACAGGGCGAUUUCGGAUCGUACGGACACUAUACUCAAUGUAUGUGGAAAUCCACUACCAAGCUCGGCAUGGGCUCUGCCAAGGACGGCAAGGGUAACGUUUAUAUCGUCGGGAGAUAUUCUCCUCCCGGGAACUUUACCGGCCAGAAACCGUACUAAUGACUUCGGUCGCUGCUUGGUUGGUUUUUUUUUUUCUUGGCUCGGGAGUUUCCUUAUGAAUCUCGGCAACUUGAACUUGGGCGGGUUCGUUGAAUUUGUUUGCGCGGGGUUUUGACUGG